This is a messenger RNA of Nicotiana tabacum (common tobacco), 1294 nucleotides long. NCBI's taxonomy places the organism in Eukaryota, Viridiplantae, Streptophyta, Magnoliopsida, Solanales, Solanaceae. The record is from RefSeq and is a predicted model, not a curated record.
AUAAAUAAACACACUAUAUAUAUAGAUAGUGGCAUAGAAAGUACAGAAAAAACAGAGAAAGCUAACACAAAAGGAAUAGUGAGGAAACAAAAGAUGGAUUUCAUCAGAAAGAAGAUAUGUCUGUCUGUCUUCUUGUUUUUCCAUGUCUGGUUUAGUACAGCCCUUAAUGUCUCCACCAUACCUUUUAGCGAUGGCUUCAGCCAUCUCUUUGGCGAAGGAAACAUUCUUCAUGCUACUGAUGAUAAGAGCCUUCAACUUCACCUCAACCAACGCACAGGUUCAGGGUUUAAAUCUUCUGACCUCUACAACCAUGGUUUCUUCAGUGCUAAGAUAAAAUUGCCAUCAGAUUAUACUGCAGGAAUCGUUGUUGCCUUCUAUACGACGAAUGGUGAUUUAUUUACAAAGACACAUGAUGAACUGGAUUUUGAGUUUCUGGGAAAUAUAAGAGGAAAAGCUUGGAGAUUUCAGACAAAUAUGUAUGGAAAUGGAAGCACAAGUAGAGGAAGAGAAGAACGAUAUUAUCUUUGGUUCGACCCUUCUAAAGAAUUUCAUCGUUACAGUAUCCUGUGGACCAACAAAAACAUCAUAUUUUAUAUAGAUGAUGUUCCAAUUAGAGAAAUCGUACGUAAUGAUGCAAUGGGAGGAGACUAUCCAUCAAAGCCAAUGGGACUAUAUGCAACAAUAUGGGAUGCUUCAGAUUGGGCUACUUCAGGAGGCAAAUAUAAAACAAAUUACAAAUAUGCACCAUUUAUAGCUGAAUUCACUGAUUUAGUACUAAAUGGAUGUGCAAUGGAUCCAUUGGAACAAGUAGUAAACAACCCUAGUUGUGAUGAGAAAGAUGAUGAACUUCAAAAGGCAGAUUUUUCAAGAAUUACACCAAGACAAAGAAUGGCUAUGAAAAGAUUUAGGUCAAAAUAUAUGUAUUAUUCUUAUUGUUACGAUUCUUUGAGAUACUCAGUGCCACCACCAGAAUGCGAGAUAGAUCCAAUUGAACAACAACAUUUCAAAGAGACGGGGAGGUUGAAGUUUAACAAGCACCACCAUCGCCAUCCAAAGAGAACAAAAAGUCAAGUUCUUGAUGCUAGGAAUUAUGGAAAUCAAGAUGAAGAGUGAUUUUUGUUUACCAUUGUUGUGUAUAGAUAAAACGAGGAAAAGUGAUUGUUUUUUGGUUUUCUUUGCUAGAGUGGAGGGUGGAAAAAUGAUGAUAUAAUUAUGUUAGUAUGACACUGAUUGAGUUAUUGUAUAUAAAUAAAAGGGGUUGUUCCUCAUUUAUAAUAGAAGACCUUUUGUGAUA